Molecule: messenger RNA, 1001 nt
Organism: Bursaphelenchus xylophilus (pine wood nematode)
Lineage: Eukaryota; Metazoa; Nematoda; Chromadorea; Rhabditida; Aphelenchoididae
Source: the annotation of a GenBank genome assembly
AUGGGUUCAGAAGUCAAAUUGGACAAAAAUGCCGAGAUUUUCCCCGGGAAAUCGUGCGAAAAUGGUGUUGAUGUAGAUGAUGAAGAAAGUGCCGAGCCAACAGGUAAAAUUCGCCUUGCAUUGUUGUUGUUUUUAGGGAAUGAUGUGAAAGGGAAGUUAUAAAGACGAUAGAAGUAUCUUUCAGAACCCGAUCAGUCCUAUCCAUACCGACAGAACGAAGAGAUCCAUUCACAAGGUGCGGAGGCCCGGUUGUAUAAGUGCAUUUUCCUCGGAAAGCCCGCGAUUCAGAAGAUCCGCUUCUCCAAGAAAUAUCGACAUCCCGAACUGGACAAGAGGCUAACGCGAGAGCGUCUGAGGAACGAAAUGAAAUCGAUUAUCAGAUGUAAGGAGAUUGGAAUUCAAGUGCCUUCCAUCUACUUUUUGGACACCGAAAAGAAUGCGAUUAUUUUUGAGGAAAUCCCAGGAUGCUCAAUUAAGGAUUUCCUCGCCGAAGCGGACGAUUCCGAGGAGAGUAGGGUGAGUUAUGAACGGUUUUUUAUAUUAUCCAUGAGCUGAUUAUAUUGCACAUGGCAAAAUGGAUAAAAAUGGAUACUUUUGAUGUUUUUUUUGCAGAAUUUGACUUGAAAUGAAAGGAUAUGCAUUUUCAGAGUCAGAUACUCGAAAUUGGAGAGGCAGUGGGCAAAGCGAUCGCCAAAUUACAUCAAAAUAAUAUUGCACAUGGGGACCUGACAACCGGCAAUUUAAUGCUCCGAAAUAGGGACCCCAAAUCGGUUGUUCUGUUGGAUUUUGGACUAGCUACCUUCAAGACAACCCCAGAAGACUUUGGAGUGGAUCUGUAUGUGCUGGAGCGGGCAAUCCGCACAACUCAUGUGCACAUGGAGUACUUUACCGAUAAAAUCUUCGAAAGCUAUCGAAAUUCCGGAUGGAAAGGUGCCAAAUCAGCAAUCGACAAACUCUCCGAAGUGCGAAUGAGGGGAAGAAAGCGAGAGAUGGUUGGAUAA